UCUGAUCUUAAUACAGACCUCGGAUAGUAUACAUGUAGGAUGUGCGGACACUCCAAUGGUCCGAGAGGCAGACGUGUGAAUCUUGUCUAUGACUGAGAUGGCCUACAGUGAGGUGAACAAUGGAAUCAAACAGGAGCAGACGACACACUUCCACGAUCUCUUGCAUGCACAGCUGUCGGCGGAAGACAGCAGGAACAACGACAACAACGACUCGGCGGAGGAGUCCGGCGAGAGCCCGCUGGAUUUCUCCAUCAAGCGAAAGCCUACGAGUUAUGACGAGGUGUCUGGGUCAGACUCGCUGUCCUCGCCGGCUUCGUCAUUUAACGACACCGGCGGUCACCUAGAAGACCGGAAGAGCGACACAGACGGCGGCUCUAUUAACAAAUCCUCAUCAUCUCAGGAAUCCCCUCCAGACAGUUCUCCGCUGUUUCACCAUAAACAAUUUAAAAAUGAACAGCUAAGGCACGAAAUCUCGCCAGUACAUGAACGUAUAGGGCGGCCCAAGCCUGGCGACACGAGCGGGAUUCCCAGCAUGUUUCACGAGCAGCUACUUGGACUGGCGAAUGCUAAUAUGUUGAACUCGUUUCCGGCAAUGGCAGCGUUAAUGGACCCUCGUAGGUUGUCUGCCGUUUCAAAAAUGGGGACUCGUCCAUUUAAAGCAUAUCCAAAUCACUCUUUGUCAUUACCAUCAGAAGUUGGUGCUAUCCCUGAUUAUCUCACUUCAUUUGCAAACUUUGAAAACAGUGCAUUGAUGCAAGGACUGAAUCUCUCAUCCGAAGAAAUGUUUAACGUUUACAAGCAGCAAUUACUCACAAUUAGAGAACGAGAAAAGUACCUUGAGAACAUGAAGAUCUCCACGGAAAAUGGCGGAGGUCGGACGACGAGUGCGGCCACAUCAUCGCCUAGCGCCUCUCUUCCGUCUUCCCUCUCGUCAAUCCAUCUGGCGACCACAAUGGCCGCUCGAAACAACGGUAUUAACAACAACCACUUUUUCGGCCUCACUGCUGGCACAAAACCGUCAUCUGGACCGCCGUCCACGGCAUCCACGUUUUCAAAUUUCUCUAAUAGUUCAAAAAAUGACAAUACUGACCGUUUGACGCACAGCCCGACCCUGUCGUCGUUGACCGCCAGUGGACGGCGACGACCGCGGUCACUUCCGGAUGAACAGAAGGACGAUGCAUAUUGGGAACGGCGCCGGAAGAACAACGAGGCAGCUAAGCGGUCGAGAGACACCCGGCGCGCUAAGGAGGACCAGAUCGCCAUCCGAGCCGCCCUGUUGGAGCAGGAGAACCUGAAACUGAGGGUUGAAGUGGCCGCCUUGAAGACAGAAACCGCCAAACUCAGGUGUAUGCUCUAUAACAGCUAGUCGCCGUUUGGAGACGUCCGUUUCUUCAAUAGAACUACUGCCAUAUACAUG
Mya arenaria is the source of this 1417-nucleotide messenger RNA. RefSeq names its product protein giant-like. Gene Ontology annotation, biological process: regulation of transcription by RNA polymerase II. Bases 89 to 1366 code for a protein of 425 amino acids. Gene Ontology annotation, cellular component: nucleus. Gene Ontology annotation, molecular function: DNA-binding transcription factor activity, RNA polymerase II-specific; RNA polymerase II cis-regulatory region sequence-specific DNA binding. NCBI's taxonomy places the organism in Eukaryota, Metazoa, Mollusca, Bivalvia, Myida, Myidae. The transcript has 2 exons. The record is from RefSeq and is a predicted model, not a curated record.